Erinaceus europaeus (western European hedgehog) is the source of this 1867-nucleotide messenger RNA. It is a transcript of the gene RAB28, whose product is annotated as RAB28, member RAS oncogene family. The coding region runs from base 254 to 916 and encodes 220 amino acids. The record is from RefSeq and is a predicted model, not a curated record. Gene Ontology annotation, cellular component: endosome; Golgi apparatus. The transcript has 8 exons. Gene Ontology annotation, molecular function: GTP binding; GTPase activity. Lineage: Eukaryota; Metazoa; Chordata; Mammalia; Eulipotyphla; Erinaceidae.
CCUCCUGUAUGGGGGGGCGGGAGGCGGGCAAGAUGGCGUCCGGCGAGUAAUUAGUCCCUGUUUCCUUCAGCGAACGCGGAGACUCCGGGGCGGGGGAGGGGGAUCGUGCGCCUGUCCAGACGCCCUUCUUUCCCUCCUUCGCCCCCCCCCCCCCAGAGUCUCCCUCGUUCCCCCCGCCCCCGCCUCCCUCGCUGUGCUUCCAGGGGCCGGUGGUGGUGUGGGGGGAGGAGGCGGGCCUGGGCCCCGGGACACCAUGUCGGACUCUGAGGACGAGAGCCAGGACCGGCAGCUCAAGAUCGUCGUGCUGGGGGACGGCACCUCCGGGAAGACUUCCUUAGCUACCUAUUUUGCUCAAGAGACCUUUGGGAAACAGUACAGACAAACCAUAGGACUGGAUUUCUUUUUGAAAAGGAUAACAUUGCCAGGAAACUUGAAUGUUACCCUCCAAGUUUGGGACAUAGGAGGACAGACAAUAGGAGGGAAGAUGUUGGAUAAAUAUAUCUAUGGAGCACAGGGGAUCAUCUUGGUCUAUGACAUCACAAAUUCUCAGAGUUUCGAGAAUUUAGAAGACUGGUAUACAGUGGUAAAGAAAGUGAGCGAGGAGUCAGAAACUCAGCCUCUGGUUGCCUUGGUGGGCAAUAAAAUUGAUUUGGAGCAUAUGCGGACAGUAAAAGCUGAAAAGCACUUGCGGUAUUGCCAGGAAAACGGUUUUAGCAGCUACUUUGUCUCAGCGAAGACAGGAGAUUCUGUCUUCCUGUGUUUUCAGAAAGUUGCUGCUGAAAUCCUUGGAAUCAAAUUAAACAAAGCAGAAAUAGAACAGUCACAGCAUAUUGUCAGGGCAGAAAUAGUGAAGUACCCGGAAGAAGAUAAUCAACAUUCCCCAUUCAACAAGAGUAGAAUCUGUUCAGUACAGUAGAGUGCAGCGAGUGGUGAAGGCAGAUAUCGUAAACUACAACCAGGAGCCCAUGUCAAGGAGCGCUAACCCUCCCAGAAGCUCCAUGUGCGCUGUCCAGUGAGCUGCAGGCUUCCUUGUGUGUGGAUAUCCGCCUGCCCUCCACCUCUGCGCUGCGGGCGGACGCAGGGGCCCGGAGGGGCUGGUCGCAUCAGAGGCAGAGUCUGCGGCCCAGUGCUCGCUCGCCUCCCUCCGCCCACCGCAGCCCAUGGCGCCUUGGACUGGGGGCGGUCCACCCCCCGGCACCACUCACCUGGAGAGCAGAAUGCAAAGCCCAUCUUCCGGAAGUGGACUGCUUCACUGAAAACGAAUAAUGGCUGCUCUUUAAGUUUUCACCUCUUUUUUUUUCUUCUUGAUGUACAUUUUUUUGAAAACUAGCCAAGUCUCAGUCACCACCCAGGAUUUUGCCACCAGCUCAAUUUUAUUUUUAUCUGAACUCAGACAUAGCAGAAUACACACACACACACACACACACAUAUACACACACACUUCAGAGUGACAACAUUUAAAUAAGUUAUAUAUUUUAUCUACAGAUACUUAAAAAGGCAUACUUUUGCUACUUACUGUGACUAGGACUCUGUAAAGCUUUGCGUAAGGGAAAACGCUUGAAAUAAAGCUGUAACAAAUAUUUACCCCCCUUUUUUUAAAGGACCCAAUUGAUUUAUAUUGUCGCUGUAGCUCUCAGACUUGUAUUUGAUAUUGUAUUUUUAUGACUGUAUCAUGCUCAGUGCGGAUUGUGUAAACUCAGGUUAGAUGGCUUCAUGAGCCUUGAGGAAGAAAUAAAUACCCAGCCCGUGCUACAUGGUGACAGCCUCCUACAAGCUGCGGAAGACCUCUCCCAGAUCAUUGUGCGUCAGAUUGUACCUGAUAUUCAGAGGCUCCCCCUCUCCCCCUAAAUAAAUCUAUUUAAAUUAA